AUGGCUUCAAAGAACAUGAAGACAAGCAUGGCUCUCUACCUCACCUUCAACCUCGUCUUCUUGGGGUUCGUCUCCGCCCAACCUCCAGUGGUCGAACCGUUGAUGUGUCCACUAUCGGUGACCCAACUCAAUCCUUGUGUCAGCAUACUUGGCCUCGUCACUAUUACUCUCACCGCCCAAAAUGUGGCCACCUGUUGCAAUGUCUUAGCUGGAGUUGGUCUUCCUAAUGCACCUGAAUGUGCCUGUGAGGCCGCUAGAAACAGCCUUCUCGGCGGACUCGGACUUGGUCUCAACGUCAUCACUGGGAGAGUGAAUGAGCUUUUCAGCCUCUGCCCUUUAUCACAGCUACCAGUUGGUAGUGUCACCUGCAGCUUAUAA
Messenger RNA from Microthlaspi erraticum, 378 nucleotides. NCBI's taxonomy places the organism in Eukaryota, Viridiplantae, Streptophyta, Magnoliopsida, Brassicales, Brassicaceae. The record is from the annotation of a GenBank genome assembly.